AUGGAUGAUGGUAGUGUUACGGAGAAAGAUGUCCUCAGCGAGUUUGUUGUACAAAGGCAUCUACCUUUGCCUUGUCAGGAAACGGGAACAUAUUAUCUUGAUGAUCACGAUGAAGGUUAUGUGGGAUACUUUAGUAUAUUGGCUGCCUUCUUUUGGUUAAAUGUCAUGAGUUUUGAUCUGUGGAAUUCGUUUCCUUUCGAUUGGUCCGGCAUGGUGUAUUUCUAUGGACCCAUUUGGAUAUUGAUCAUAUUCAAUACAACUUUAUUUAUAUUGACUGCUUUUCAAAUAAUGAAGGUCAAAAAAGAGCUAAGGAACAUAGUGAAGCAUCACGAAAGAAAGCAAAAACUGAAUUCGGAUAAACAAGAGUAA
Molecule: messenger RNA, 369 nt
Organism: Drosophila willistoni
Lineage: Eukaryota; Metazoa; Arthropoda; Insecta; Diptera; Drosophilidae
Product: probable G-protein coupled receptor Mth-like 2
Exons: 3
Coding region: 1-369 (122 amino acids)
Source: RefSeq, a predicted model, not a curated record